ACGGUAAACAUCGCAAAUUAUCGACAAGCGUUUUUCUUGCCUGCAAUUCAUAAUCGAAAGCCGACAAUUCUCAAUUCUAUUUAAUAUUCCUUUAAACAGGAAGAAUAUCCAUUCUACUAGCUCAUUUGUAAGUUAAGCUUGUAGUUUCUCAAGUUUGGUAAUUAUUGAACCAAAAUGGCUGGUUUGGAAUCGAUGAUUGUAGAGGAUAAACAACAGUUGGUGAAAAGCGUAGACCGGGAGAAGACCUGUCCCCUCCUACUUCGGGUGUUCUGUUCCACUGGCCGGCAUCAUUCGGCGAGUGAGUACAAUCACGGCAAUGUGCCAUCGAACGAGUUGCAAAUCUAUACCUGGCUCGAUGCCACGCUACGGGAACUGACGACCCUGGUGCGGGAUGUGAAUCCGGAAACCCGCCGAAAGGGAACCUACUUUGAUUUUGCCAUCGUAUCGCCGGACCGCAAUUCUAUCUUCCGGAUGCGGGAAAUCGGCGUAACUUGUUCGGGCCAAAAAGGAGCCGACGAUUCGAAAACACUGGCCCAGGCUCGGUUCACCAUCGGGGACUAUAUGGACAUCAACAUCACUCCACCGAACCGAAUUCCGCCUGGCAGGAGGCAGAGGCCUUACUAGGGUCGGAACAGACCCGGCAGCCGCUGGUCUACCAGUGGAAAUGGUCGGGUGAUGGACCCUAGCAAAGGCAAGUAGCAGUAACCGGACGGAACAAACCGAAAAAAAAAACACAAAAAAAUCCCCAACGUGUGUGCGAGUGUUGUGGCAAAAAAGAAAAAAUGCAUUUCUUUUUCUCAUUUUUUUUAUUAGAAAUCUUAAGUCGUAAAUGUAAAAUAAAUACACAAUCCUAAUGACAAAUA
Uranotaenia lowii is the source of this 863-nucleotide messenger RNA. RefSeq names its product histone deacetylase complex subunit SAP18 (gene Bin1). The transcript is spliced from 2 exons. Gene Ontology annotation, molecular function: transcription factor binding; transcription corepressor activity. Lineage: Eukaryota; Metazoa; Arthropoda; Insecta; Diptera; Culicidae. The record is from RefSeq and is a predicted model, not a curated record. Gene Ontology annotation, cellular component: nucleus. The coding region runs from base 175 to 624 and encodes 149 amino acids. Gene Ontology annotation, biological process: negative regulation of DNA-templated transcription.